Molecule: messenger RNA, 330 nt
Organism: Microthlaspi erraticum
Lineage: Eukaryota; Viridiplantae; Streptophyta; Magnoliopsida; Brassicales; Brassicaceae
Source: the annotation of a GenBank genome assembly
AUGUCGAGGUCACACACAGUCGCGUGUUACUGUCUGAUCGCACUACUGGUCCUAACACUGGCGGGCUCAGUUAAAAAUGGGAACGGAGGAGGUGACAGAGAGAAUUUUUGGGCGACGGCGAACGGAAGAAACUGUGAUGUUCGGAGAGGGAAGCAAAUGGCGGAGAGGCCAUGUGAGGAGAUAUACGUAGUUGGGGAAGGGGAGACGCUUCACAGCAUCAGCGACAAGUGCGGCGACCCGUUUAUCGUGGAGCGUAACCCGCAUAUCCAUGACCCGGAUGAUGUCUUCCCAGGUCUCCUCAUCAGAAUUCACAUUAACCUAGCUCCCUAG